CACAUAUUCUGUAAUUAAGACUAAUUUAAUAUUAUGAAAGAUGGACUCAUGCCAGGCAAUAUUUACCGAUGAGAAAAUAUUAUUUACAGAAUUGAAUAAUUUAAUUAAGUUCAUUAAACAUUUGUGAUAUGUCUACACGCUUGGACCGUAACGGUUUUCUGUUUUCGAUUCGUUCAGUUUUGCGCUAUUUACUGUUAAGUGUUAACAACCAUUCAAAAUAUUAUCUCAAAAUUCAAAUCUCGGUGUAGAAAGUAGGAACAUAAAAAUAACAUUAUUUUUUUAGUAAAGUAGAUAGUUAUACAGUGCGUUGUUUGGUUUUUACACAAGAAUGGAAAUUGACGAAGAUAUAAGCUCAAUCGAAUCGAUUGGAGUUGAAGAUGCUGAAUGCUCAUUUGGUGAUAUAUCCAGAAUUUCAGGUGAUAAUUCAAUUCAAUCACAAAAUAAUUCUAAUCAAACUUCUAUUUCUACUUCAGCUGAUGAAAUUACUUUUGAUCCAACCGCCUUUAUUGAAAUCUCUGAUAUACUCGGUCUUGUUGGUAAAAAUUGGAUGAUAUUUAGAGUGUCCCCACUGUGGAAUUUGAAAUUUGACAAAAAUUAUUUGGCCUCGUUAUCCAAACAUUUUACAUUAUCUAUUAAAAAAAAUAUCGCUACUAACAUAAAAAGUCAAAAGCAUGACAGCAAUUUACAAAUAUCUGGUACAUUAGAAGUUAAAGAAGCAUAUCAAGAAUGCAUUGCAUUAAAAAUUCAAGUUAUUAAUACAGAGAAUGACACAUUAAUGUAUGAUGGUGUAUUACUAAAAACACCUGAUUAUACCACGAAAAAAGAUAAAAGUAAUCUUUUGGAUAUGCCCGUUUUAUUAGUACAAGGAAGUAAACCGAUCCUAACCGCAGUACACAACUGGCUGGCUGAAAGUUUUGAUUGUGUUGUUCGACCUUAUGAAUUUGCUUCUUAUGAAUUUCUGUGGCUUAUAGCCAUAUCGAUGGGUGACGCUGGACAAUCAUACAACGAAACCGUUUUAUAUCAUUAUCUCUACAAUUACGAAUUUUCCAAAUGUCAUACGGAUAUAAAGUUUUGUAUAGAAUCAGAAUUUCUCCGAUCAACUUUAACUAAGCUUUCUAUUAAUCGAUCAAAUACAGAAGCUACGUCCUUUCAUUAUUCAGACUUAAUAAAAGUGCAGUCUGAAAUCGAAGAUCAUUUUAAGCUUUCAAGUGGCAUAAAUGCAUCAAAGUUAAGGUUAAAAGCUUUUGAAGCACCUAAAGUUGCUACAAUUAACGUUUCAGGAAAGAUACUCAUCCGGUCAUCUACAUUAAUGGAUCUAAUAUUAAAAUAUUUAAUGGAAUUGGAACACCGAAAAUAAAAUACUAUUAAUUUGUAUAGCUAUGUUGCAACUUGAAAAAAUCACAUGACACCAGUUGUCAAGAUAGAAGUUAAAAUUAUAUUAUGAUGAAAAUAAACAAUCAAAUAAUUAUAAAUUAGGUAUGUUAAAAUUAUAAGAUCUAAUAUUAUAACAACAAAGUAAAUAUGCACACUAAUAGUGUUUAUUAAUUAUAUAAUUAGAGUUUAACUUAAAAACCAAUGACAUUUAAACAUACAAAUGUAAAAAAAAUCGUUGUAAAUAAGUAAGCAUUAUUAAUUGAUAAUCAGUUACAUUGCAUUUGAAUUUAAUAAAUUAUGUACAAGUGGGAAUUACUUAUCAAAAGAACCACUUUUUGUUACUUUAGAGUAAUAUGAUUUAGAGAUGUCUAUUAGAACUCAAAACCAUCCAGGUAGUAAUUACACUGAAUACUGAUCAUGUCUAAAUAUUUCAGUUACAAUCAUUGUACAAGUUACAAUGAGACAAAUAAAUACAAUUGAACAAAAAAAAAAAGUAUACAAAAAUGAUUUACUACUAAAACUUAUAUAAAGAGAGAAAGUGUAGUACGAGUAUAUUUUACAUAAUAUAAGAAAACAGAAAAGACAGCUUUAAGAUUCUAAGUAAUGAAGGUCAUUUUUACAUUUUUAUUUGUGUACAACCAAACCAGCAAUAUUUAAA
Messenger RNA from Adelges cooleyi (spruce gall adelgid), 2032 nucleotides. Its product is annotated as centromere protein L-like. The record is from RefSeq and is a predicted model, not a curated record. The transcript is spliced from 9 exons. NCBI's taxonomy places the organism in Eukaryota, Metazoa, Arthropoda, Insecta, Hemiptera, Adelgidae. Bases 329 to 1357 code for a protein of 342 amino acids.